GUAUGAAUGACUGAAUAUAGUUUUGAUUAUCUAUACAAUAUGAAUGACUGAAUGUAGGCUUUAUCAUCUAUACAGUAUGAAUGGGUGAAUAUAGGGUUUAUCUAUACAGUAUGCAUGACUGAAUAUAUGGUUUAUCAUCUAUACAGGAUGAAUGACUGAAUGUAGGGUUUGUCUUUUCACAUGAUGAUAUUCCAAUCUCUGACUGAAACACUGUUUGCCUCAUCUUGAAUAUAUCUUAUACACACUAGUCCUGUGUAGGACCAGCCGUAACAAUACUCAUGGGGAAUCCAAGCUGCGUAGAACAAACCAAAUCCGUGCGCAAGGCUUGGGUAAAUGGUGCGCACGGUUUCAGAAUCCUAGGGAACGGUUUACAAAUCUGUGCUCACAGAUUUACACAUGAAGGUAUUUUUUUUACCAUGUGACCCCAGGGGGAAUCUGUACAAAUGUGUUUACUCAGUUGAGACACAAUCUGUUACAACACUGCCACCUAUUAUCAAUUCCUGGUAAUUCAUACAUUCAGUGUUCACAAACAACAAGUAGAUUAGAUUUAGAGUUGACUAUAGAAUAUACACAAAAACACACUUUAACCUAACAAUAAUAUGAAUCCAGAAAAAUAAACUUAGAUUAGGUACUUAAUGAAUAAGACAAUUAAUAAAUCUAAAUGAAUUAAAUCCUACAACCAUUAGCAAAUCUUUCAAUGAUUGAAAAAAUUAACUAACUGAUUACCAAUAUUGAGACUAAUAAUUUCGGCUACUAUCGUUCUCUAGAUCUUAUCAAUUCACUCUAGUUUUACGUUUAAAAUGCUAUCAACCAAUAAGUAGACGAGUGUCUGUAAGAUUGUCCUUCAAUUUUCUCGACAAUCAGCCUAUUCUGAAUGGGCACUGUUUGAACAGGCAUCGCACUCGCACUGCUACAUGUGAUAUAUAAGCCUACAAGGUCUUUUCACAACAGACGUACCCGCAGACGUAACUGUUCCUCAGCAUAGUUAUUUUUAGGUAUCAUUGCGUAAACUAUACUAUUCCUGGGAUAUUGGAUAGGGGGUCAUUAUCUAUCCAGGGUCAGAAAUUUUAAUUUGGCAGAGCUAUAGAGAAUGUCAUUACUUAAAUUUGUUACUAGAAGUACCAUAGAAGAGCUUAGAUUUGUAUCAUUCAACAUUUUAGGAAAGAUAUUAAUUCAUGCAAAUUAUACCUCACAUUAUAGGGUGGAAAGAAUGAUACUCAUCUUCCCUUUUCUCGAACCAUAUUCGGUCAUAUUCCCUUUUCUCGAAUUUCAGAUUAUGAUUGUAGAUUAUAGUCAAAACAGAAUGACCUAGAAACUACUUUGAAAUGUAUCUUUGCAACCCAGAAACACAAUAAUACAAUGUUUUAUGUGCCUAAAUCCAUACCGGCUCCUUAAUGGCAUGUACAGUAUCUCAAAUAGAUUGCAAAUCACUGUGGACAGAAAUGUCUGUCAAAUGAUGAAAUAAUAGAUAUACAGUCGUUCAUUGAGGCACUCUAAUGGAUUUGAUGUUUCAUGAUGGAUGGGCGAUAUGCAGCGGUCUACUGGAUGGUUCUCUUUAUAGUAAUUUAGGGACAUAGUGUGUGUUUGAUACCUUAUGCAUACAAACGUGUCUACAUACGUGUUUCAGUGCACCACAGUCUACAGCAGGAUCCGUUGAGACCUGUUCAACAAGCUUGAACCAUUCAUAUAACCUCAACGUAACCAACAGCAAAGACUAAACAAAAGACAUGUUGACAACAGUCAUUCAUCAUUUGUCUCUCAUGGGUUUGAAUGAUAUGCUGCUUUAGGAAUUCAACAUAAAGAUGAUGUUGAUGGGAAUGCAUUUUUAUACAUAAAACCAUCAGAGGUAGUGUUAUUCGUUUUUAGUACAACAGCAAUGGUUUAUCUUUUAAGCAGAAAAGGUCAAUCUGAAAAUAGAACAAUCAAGAAAUGUGUCGUGUGUGUGGGAGGGCCCUGAUGUGGGCGUGUUCCCAUGUGUAUUGUUGUCCAUUAUCGAAACACACAUGGAUCAAGAUAGAGCAGGAAUCCACCCUGGCUUCAUUUUUAAUUAACAGGCGGCUAGAAUAACUGAGAGACAAAUCCAUUUUUAGAAAGACGUCCACAGAGGAACAUCAUUGGCGAUUCAUUGGGUGUCAAGCAACUAUGUUUCGAGACAACCUAUUGUUUUUAUUAUAAUUUUUUUUAAAUAUGUUUUAAUGUUGAAAACUGGGGGAAUAGAACAACAAUCGGACAGUGCAGGCCUGCAAUGCAGCAAGCCAAGCCAGCCAUCCCCAUCGACCCGAAUGACCAGCCUUUCCCCCCCGCCAAACACGUCUACGAGGACUUAGACUCCGGUCACAUUGUGAGCUGCCACAGUGAUGUUUUGAGAGAAUUGAAAAGGAGGGCACAAUGGCGUAGAGAAGUGGAAGAAAAUGUCGACAGAGUGCCUCUUCCUCCCCCUCCUCCUCUCCCCCCUCCUCCUUCCCCAAGGCCGAGACCACGGCUCCAUCUCCCCCCUCCUCCUUCCCCGAGGCCACGACCAAGGCUCCCGCCCCCUCCACCUUCAAAGCCGCUAAAUGUGAGGAGACUUCCUCACCAGACAUCAGCACCUGGUCUCCAGAACCCUGCCCCUGUGUAUGAAGAGAGGAAGGUCCCUCCUCCUCCUCCUCCCAAGACCUAUACGUACGCCAGUUUGCCCAAUCUUGCUGCUGGCUCUUCCUUAUUUCGCCCCCAGGCGUACACUCCGAAAGAUCUUCUGGCCAAUGAGUGGCCACGGCCAGACAUCACAACAGGAGGUCCUCGACGAACUGCCCCUCCUCGUCCUCCUCCGACGGUCAAGAGGCCAUCACUGAACUCCUCCCCAAGCUCCUCCUACGUCUCCUCAUCUCUUUGUCCGUCCUCCUGCUCCUACUCCUCCCUGUACUCCUCCUCAGGCUACGGCGAGGAACCUGUCUACGAGGAGGUAGAGGAACCCGUUUACCUUCAACUCCUGCCCGACAGGAACAGGCGCUACACAUACUUAGACGAUCUUUUAGAAGACUGGAAGAAUGUCGAUGUCUGUGAUAACAUGUCUCUUGGUCUCUAUGGCGUUGGUAGAGGUGACCAAACCAGAGCUGUCAUCCAAAAGGCCAUGGCAGUGACGAGGGCCCUCAAACACUUCAAGUCCCUCCUGGACUCCCUCCAAAAACGCGUCUCAGAGCUCACCGCCUUCUGCGACCGCCUUGACAAGAAGCAGAAGAAGAACAAGGCCAUGGGCAUCGCCGGGAGCACCACUAGCGCCGUGGGAGGGGUGGUGGCCGUGGUGGGCGUGGCCCUCGCUCCCGCCACCAUGGGCAUUUCCCUGGUCGUCACGGCGAUUGGCGCGGGCAUGGUGGCGACGGCCAGCGGGAUCGGGGCCCGCGCCGCCAUCGCCGACGAGAAGAAAGCGGCAGGAAGAACGAGGUUCGAGGGCGUCGUGCACGACUACACGAACGACGUUGUUGACAUGGAACGCUGCUCGCUGUUCAUCCACGACUGGAUGGACAAGCUGAGGAGGGAUGAGUGCAAAGUGCUCUGGGGACCGGAUGUCCGGCCAGAGGCACUGAGGAUUGCCGAACUAUCUCAGUUUAUGCUUGAGAAUGACAUGUUGAGUGCGUCAGGGAUGUCCACCGCGUCCAAAGGUCGGAUUUCGUCUGUAAAUCUGCUCCAGGCCUUUUCCGGAGAGUUGGAUUUGUAUUUCACCGAGAAGAAUGGUCAGAAGUUGAAAAAGUCAAAUGAGAUGAAGUUUGCAAGCAGAGUUCGACAUUUGGCAGAGAAUCUGCAGGAAGUGCUUGAUGAACUGUAUCUAAUGUGGGAAAAGAUUAGUGGUUAGUACGCCUGGCUUCCGUCCAUUCGAUCAUCCAUACUAGAAUCAUGGAUCAACUGAGCCCAUCGUCACGUCCGCAGAACCAGCUUGAGAUGACAUGUGCUUUGUAACAUCAUGGCAUAAGCAGCAUGUUUCUCGGGAAAAACUUUAGAGAUGCUGCUGAGAUACCAAAAGCACACCGUCUAGCAGUUAAACUAAUUUAUAUCUGUCUACUACUCUUAUGUGUAUGGACACAUUUUCUGUGUAUCAUUAUUUGCAUUAUUUGUGUAUCAUGUUUAUUUAUCAUGUUCAUCUUUUUUUAAUUAUUAAGUCAUAUAUCCUACCCAUCGGAGCAACAACUGACCAUGUCUGUAUUAUUUCAUGCAUUGUGACUGCCACAUUAUUUUGAAAUAAAUGGCAGAAACUUAAAUGUCAUACAUUGUAAUAUGAGCGACAAUGUAAGUAGGCUAAUUAAUUCCAGUAAUGUAUGUUUUGAGACUUUUUUUAGGGAGGUUUCCCUAAACACACACACAAACACACACACACACACACACACACACACACACACACACACACACACACACACACACACACACACACACACACACACACACACACAC
Messenger RNA from Gadus chalcogrammus (walleye pollock), 4422 nucleotides. RefSeq lists its product as uncharacterized. Gene Ontology annotation, molecular function: lipid binding. Lineage: Eukaryota; Metazoa; Chordata; Actinopteri; Gadiformes; Gadidae. Bases 2246 to 3829 code for a protein of 527 amino acids. Gene Ontology annotation, biological process: lipid transport; lipoprotein metabolic process. The record is from RefSeq and is a predicted model, not a curated record. Gene Ontology annotation, cellular component: membrane; extracellular region. The transcript is spliced from 9 exons.